Messenger RNA from Penaeus vannamei (Pacific white shrimp), 431 nucleotides. The record is from RefSeq and is a predicted model, not a curated record. NCBI's taxonomy places the organism in Eukaryota, Metazoa, Arthropoda, Malacostraca, Decapoda, Penaeidae.
UGCCUCGUACGGGAAAGGUCUACUGUUGGGAUCUCAUUGUCGGUUUUGCUCAGAAGAAUCGGGCUUAAGAUGAAGUUUGUGGUGGCGCUCGCAGUCCUGGCCGUGGCAGUCCUGGCGUCGGCUCGGCCAGACGUCCUGGACUUCGAGGGCGAGGAUCACCAGCACCAGCAGGAGGGAGACGCCGGGGAGCACGUGGAAGGGUCUUACAGCUGGACGUCCCCCGAAGGCGAGGAGUUCCACGUCCAGUACGUGGCCGACGAGGACGGCUACCGGGUGCUGGAGUCGAACGCCGUGCCCGUGAACCACGACGGGAUGGCGGCGGACGGCAACCAGGGAGCCUUUGGCGAGGAAGAAGGAGAAGGAGGAGAACGAUAAACACCGAGAAGGGGUGAAGAACGAUGAAAAGAAGACAGAAAACGGAGGAGAAAGAA